GUUACCCUUUUCACGGAUGAGCUGGGCCAUAUCUCCCACUGGAGAGCCAUCAUGGCAGGAAGCCUGGCUGGCAUGGUUGCCACCAUUGUGACAUACCCCACUGAUGUGAUUAAAACGCGGCUCAUCGUGCAGAACCGGCUGGAACCAUCUUAUGAAGGAAUUUUUCAUGCUUUUUACAAGAUUUAUCAUCAAGAAGGAUUGCGUGCACUCUACCGUGGUGUUUCACCAGCAAUAUUAGGUGCUGUCCCAUUUUCUGCAGGCUCCUUCUUUGUUUACAUCAGUCUGGACAAAAUCUGGCAAGAACCCAUAGUUCGUUUCACUCCUCUUCAGAACUUCACAAAUGGCUGUGUUGCGGCUGCAGUGGCACAGACACUUUCUUUCCCCUUUGAGACUGUCAAGAGGAAGAUGCAGGCCCAGAGUCCUUGUCUUCCCCACUAUGGAGGAGUUGAUGUCCAUUUUACUGGCAUGACUGACUGCUUCCGGCAAACUGUGAAGAACAAAGGUGUGCUUGGACUUUGGAAUGGACUCACACCCAGUCUGCUCAAGAUUGUGCCAUACUUCGGUGUUAUGUUUAGCACCUUUGAAUUCUGCAAGCGGGUUUGUCUCUACAGGAACGGUUAUAUUGAAUCUCCUUUAAAUUACAAGCUAACACCUGGCGUUGACCAGAGCUUACACCCACAAGAACUGAGAGAAUUAAAGCUCCUCCGAAGGGAAAAUUUUGAGCCAAGGAAAUCAGCGCUUGAAAACUGACAUCAGAAUGUCUGCUGCAAAUAUACAAAUACCUUUCUUAAGGAACUUUGCAAGAAAGACAUGCUGAGCUACAGGUACUGACAUUUCAGUGGACUGCAUGGUUCUUGUAGUGAAACCCCUGUGACAGGAAAGAAUAAAUCUGUAUUGCAUUUGCAGAAUGGAUAUAAGUAGACUGGCAAGCACAUACUGAAGAGGAAAGAUGAAUUUAGUUUGAAAACUCUAUACUACUGGAACUUGAAAUUACAUUAUUUUAGCUGCUUUUUAAUACUGAACAGCCAUUUGAGAUUAAACCACUUGCAGAAAGGCAAGAGAAUAGAGAUCAGAGUAUAAAUUGUCUUCAAAAACAUUAAGAAAAUGAAUUUUUUUAAAAGCAAUCUGAGAUACCAAGUCAGCCAAAAAUAAUAAAACAGAAUAAAAUAUAUGCAACAUGUGAGAUUUUCUACUGAAAUCUCCACCUUUUUUAGUGAUACUAAAAAAUUUAGUGUGGACGUGGCAUUCUGCAGAGUCAGAAUCAGUCUUAGUUCAGUAACACUCCCAAAUCCACUCCUCAGUUUUUGAGAUGUACUUGAGAAUAAUAAUUUUGUCUGAAUCUUCAGCAUAAAGAUGAACGUAUGCUGCUGCCACUGUGCUUUUGCGAAGACAGAACUGUAAUGUGCAAAAUGGACUGUAAUACACUGGAAUGACAAUCUUGCAAACUUAAGUGCAUACUCGGAAAUAUCCUCCCUUUCUCAUGCAUUGUUACUGCGUGUAUGUGAAAUACUUCACAUUUGAAAUAAUUUUCCUGAAGUUCUCUAACUGAAA
Hirundo rustica (Barn swallow) is the source of this 1551-nucleotide messenger RNA. RefSeq names its product solute carrier family 25 member 43 (gene SLC25A43). Bases 52 to 750 code for a protein of 232 amino acids. The transcript has 4 exons. Gene Ontology annotation, biological process: transmembrane transport. NCBI's taxonomy places the organism in Eukaryota, Metazoa, Chordata, Aves, Passeriformes, Hirundinidae. The record is from RefSeq and is a predicted model, not a curated record.